Molecule: messenger RNA, 2020 nt
Organism: Protopterus annectens (West African lungfish)
Lineage: Eukaryota; Metazoa; Chordata; Ceratodontiformes; Protopteridae
Gene: SDCBP
Product: syndecan binding protein
Exons: 9
Coding region: 345-1244 (299 amino acids)
Biological process (GO): positive regulation of transforming growth factor beta receptor signaling pathway
Cellular component (GO): plasma membrane; cytoplasm
Molecular function (GO): syndecan binding
Source: RefSeq, a predicted model, not a curated record
AUUUUAUGAGAUGGAGAGCAAAAUGCGAAAAUCAGACGAGAGAUGAGAUAAUUCAAUAACGGUGUUUAAAGCCAUCUUUACUGCUUUAAGAGUUUGAAGUAUAGUUAAAUUAAAAUACGAGGUAAUAAUCAAAGAACAACUCUUUUCGUCUUAAAGGGAAUACGAAGAAAUCAUCACCAAGCAUUCACCAACCUUUUGAAACUGCUUAAGUUGCGUUUCCGCGACGUAAUUUUUUUGAGCCGGAAAUAUUGUUAAAGAAGCAAAUAGGUACCGUAACCUGGUUAAGAAGCUAAUUUAGGUCGUUGAUUUUCCGUUAUUUUGAAUUGUGUAACAAAAAAAUCAGGAUGUCCUUGUAUCCAUCGCUGGAAGAUCUGAAAGUAGACAAGGUGAUCCAGGCACAGACUGCUUUUGCAUCUGACCCAACCACCCCUGCUAUUUUUUCUGAAGCCUCAGCUCCUCCAGUGUUUCAGGAAAAAGGUUUGUACCCUAGACUUUAUCCAGAGUUAUCAGAGUUCAUGGGUCUUUGUCUUGAGGAGGAGGAAAUACGGAGGAGUAUGUCCCUACUUCCACAGUCAGUAUCUGCAGGGCAACUGGCCCCAAGACCUGGUGCUGUCAACUAUACAGUAGCACCUGUCACUGGAAAUGAUGUUGGAGUCCGCAGGGCAGAAAUUAAGCAAGGAUGUCGAGAAGUUUUUCUGUGUAAAGACCAAGAUGGCAGGAUUGGGCUCCGUGUUAAAUCAAUUGACAAUGGUGUUUUUAUCCAGUUAGUGCAAGCAAACUCCCCUGCAGCCUUGGCCAGCCUGAGAUUUGGAGACCAAUUACUUCAGAUUAAUGGUGAGAAUUGUGCUGGAUGGAGUACAGACAAAACACACAAAGUUCUUAAACAGGCUUCAGGACAAAGAAUCAGUAUCAUUGCUCGAGACAGGCCUUUUGAACGCACUGUAACUAUGCAUAAAGACAGUGUUGGGCAUGUUGGUUUCAUCUUAAAGAAUGGAAAGAUAACAUCAAUAGUGAAGGACAGUUCUGCUGCUAGAAAUGGACUUCUCACUGAACAUAACAUCUGUGAGAUAAAUGGACAGAAUGUUAUUGGUUUGAAGGAUUCCCAGAUCACAGAUAUUCUAUCAACAGCUGGCAGUGUCGUGACCAUAACCAUCAUGCCCUCUUUUCUUUAUGAGCACAUGAUGAAAAAAAUGGCUUCAGGCAUUAUGAAGAGUUUGAUGGAUCACUCUGUUCCAGAAGUUUAGAUGGUAUCCACCAUUUUACUCAUUCUUGUCUGUUCUACAGAGGACUUCAGCUAGGUUACAUUAAAAGGUGUUGACCCGAAGACCAAGUGUAUACUGAAACAUUUGCAUGGACCAUUAUAGCAGCAGUGUAGUAAAACAGAAAAUGCUAUUUCUUGUCUUUUAUGCUGCAUCUUAUAUGCUGCAUGUUAGAAUAUUUUAACGCACAUAUUUCCCAUCUGUUGAGAAAAGUAAAUUUUUUCAGGAAUGGAAGAGUUUCAUAUGUACACUUAUAAAGUUUUCAAAUAUAACUUUGUAGAAUCAUAUAAAAUGUAGGUUCUGUUUUUGAAUUCAGUCUUUCAAGAAUAGUUACCAGCGGUUCCUUGGUUUUACCUAAUCUUGCAGUCUAAUUGGUGUUUUGAGUCACCGUCUAUCACAGGUGCAGUCUAAGUGUUUUUUGAGAGUAAAACACAUUAGUGGUCUGUUUUGUAACUGCUUUUUGUCAUUCUUUAAAUUUGUUCCAAGUACUUAGUGUGCAUUAUGCUUAGUAUUCUUAGUCAUGCUGUCUUGUGUUUAUUGGUACAAGGUAACAUGAUGAGUCCAUUAAAAUACCCUACCGCACUUUAGAAAUCAACAUGCUGUUUUAUCAUGCUUGAAUGAUGUCUAAUACAUCUGUAAUUUGCAUUUUCUUUGCAUGCCAGCAGACUGGAAAAUCUUAAUUAACUGUUAAUGUUGGGGUAUGCCUUUUGAAUUUAAUUCAGAAGUUGAGUAAGAUAAUAUUAAUAAAUUACAUUGUUUUA